Molecule: messenger RNA, 1449 nt
Organism: Marasmius oreades (fairy-ring Marasmius)
Lineage: Eukaryota; Fungi; Basidiomycota; Agaricomycetes; Agaricales; Marasmiaceae
Exons: 1
Coding region: 1-1449 (482 amino acids)
Source: RefSeq, a predicted model, not a curated record
AUGGAACGAAUUCCAACCGAAAUUUUCUGCACCAUCUUCGGCCUCUCCAUCACACAAGACCCCCACAGAGAUGACAACAGUGAAGAUAGCGUCGAUGAGACUGAUAUCUCGGAGGGUAGAAUGUGGCCAAGUGUUUUCGAUUUUCGGAAAGGGCCAUGGUCUAUUAGCAGAGUUUGUAGGAAAUGGAGGAUGAUUUGCACAUGCUUGCCUAAGUUAUGGAGUUGCUUCACCUUCUCUGCAAAUGACUUGGAUUUAAAUAGAGAUGGGAAGGCUGCCUUGAACGCGUGGCUCUCUUUCUCAGGAACCUCCAAGCUAUCAAUCCUCAUCGAACCUGAUGGGAUAUGCAAUGUUUCCCAUCGGAUAAAGCUAUUCGAGAUCCUCGCAGGACAUGCAGAACGUUGGGAGAGGAUCGAGCUCGUUAACUCCACCCCCAAUUUUUGGUUCAUGCUGAGUUUCAAGAGCCGACUACAUUCUCUCAAACGUGUCACGUUUCUUUCGGGCUGCACUUCGUUCGAUCCCGACGCAGUCUCUUCUGAUUCCUCACAUUAUCGUGUCUUCCUUGAUGCCCCCCAGUUUCACACUCUAAUCAAUCGCGACGAUUUCCCCCUCUAUAAACUUCCCAUGCCAUGGUCACAGCUCACAGAAUACGAGGGAUCUGCCCGAGCCCAUGUGGCUGACCAUUUUCGUGUUCUACGCCUUACACCAAAUCUGGUGAAGUGUCGACUAGAGAUCGCUGACGCGGAUCAUUCUGAUGAAUCCUCAUUUUCAUCCCCUUUAUUAUUACCCAAACUUCAACGUCUCCAAAUUCAAACGCCUUCUUUCGCAGAGGGUCUUCAACAGCUGUCUAGUUUCAUCCAGCUUAUGAAAUUACCCGCGCUUCAAAUGCUCUCCAUCGUAUCCGAACACCACACACGUGUCUUUCCUCCUUUCCAUGCAUUUGCGGAGGUACUGCGAGGCUCUCCAUGCGAGGUUCGACAGUUAGAACUAGUUCUUGCUUGUCAGCCCGACUUUCAGCCUCGCCUCCAGCCAGAGCACAUCCUUGACCUUCUCAAGGCUACACCUCGUCUUCACCACCUCUGCAUCACGGUUGGUACUACGCAGGGGUCCAGGGUUUUACAGGAUACCAUCUUACCUCGUCUUCUAGUCGGUCGUGGACUCGAAGGGGCUUUGUUACCAAUGUUAAACACAUUAGAGCUCAAAUUCCCGGUGCCCAGUGCUGUUCAUAUGUUGGAUUUGUCUACGUUGGCCGCAGGGAUCCGGUCUCGUUGGGCAUCUAUAGGUUCCGAAGCUAUCCGGAAUCUAGUGAUCACUAUCGAGUUGAGUGAAGGUUGGAUAGGCGACGAUUCAGACAUGGUAUCCUCUGCGUGUUGGCCACCGAUAAUGGAGGUCUUGCAGGAGGAAGGGCUGAAUAUUGUUGUCCAUACGACUCGGAAUACCUGUUUGUUUUAG